AUGAAAAUAUUUAAUCUUUUAGUAGUAUUACUUUCAAUAGUAAAUAUAUCACUUGGCCAAAUCACAUUUCAAAAAUAUGUUGAUUUUAAUGGUUAUAAUCAACCAAAUUGUGGUGCAUCAACGGAACCAUGUAAAUCAAUUGAAUAUGUAAUUAAUCAAAUCAAAUCAUAUUCUUAUGAGCAAUUUUCAAUUGAAAUUUUAUUGGGUCGUGGAACACAUCAUUCUUUAACACCAACCAAUUUAUAUGGUUUAAAUAUUACAAUUGGAGCAGCCAACCCAGGAGAAUCGGUUCAACUUUUAGCAUCAUCAUCAUUAGGUACAGCACAAUUCACUGUAGACCAUUCAAAUUAUUAUGAUAUUAUUCCAACAAAUAUCGUUUUUAGAGAUCUUACUGUUACUUGUGAUUUAUCAUACACUUGGAAUGGUUUACUUUUACAAUCAAAUAUUAAUUCCUACCAAAAUCUAUUUUUAAAUGUAAAAACAGAAAAUGUAAUAUUUUCAUGUGCAAAUAGCGAUUUUUCAUAUUUUUCAGUUUCCAACAACUAUAACUCUUAUGAUCAACUUGCUCAAAAAAAAAAUCAACUUCCAUAUGGUUCAGAAUCUUACUCUUCAUCUGAAUCAAAUUCAGAAUCAAAUUCAGAAUCAUAUUCAUCUGAAUUCAAUUCAGAAUCAUCAGGAUCAUAUUCAUCAGAAUCAUCAGGAUCAUAUUCAUCAGAAUCAUCAGGAUCAGAAUCAUCAGGAUCAUAUUCAUCAGAAUCAUAUUCAUCAGAAUCAUAUUCAUCAGAAUCAUAUUCACCAGAAUCAUAUUCAUCAGAAUCUUCAUAUAAUAGUGAAAAUGAUAAUAACAAUUAUUAUCAAGAUCUCUAUAUGGAAGUUGUAGACCAAGUAUUUGGUGUAAACUCUUAUCCAUAUGACAACAUUAACAUUUCUUUCGCCUUUAACAAUUGUCAAUUUAAUUAUCAAAUGAAUAAUCAAUAUCCAGUUGUUUUAAAUGCCAAUUUUGAUUUUACCAUUGAUUUAAAAAUCACAAAUUCAAUCUUUAACACAAAUUAUAUAUUUAAUAGUGCUCCACUUGUACAACUUUACGGAGGUAGUUUAACCAUGGAUAAUGUUUCUAUUGUUUCUUUAUCAUUUGUGUCAAAUGGAACAAACUCUCUCUUUUAUUUGGUUAAUGCUCGUGUCUCUUUUAACAAAGUUAGUAUUUCCGGUUCCAUAAGUGGUCCAUUUAUCAAAGCUGUUAAUUGUAUUGUAACUGCCAAUCAAUUCAAUAUAAUUUCAGAGAAAAACUAUGAAAUUUCAUAUCAUCUUAUCACUUUAACAGAAUCAUUUGCUUACUUUGAAAAUAGCACUAUCGUUUUAUCCGUAAAAUCUGAUGUUAAAAAUUAUUUCUCAAGUAAUAUUGCUAUUUUCAAUCCAGUAAAUUCUGAGCUUUACCUUUUCUCUAAUCGUAUCAGUUCCAAUGGUUCAUCAAUUGUUUACUCUCAAUCUUCAGAUGUAUCAGCAAAUAAUAAUCAAUUCCAAUAUGCACCUUACAGUGUAAACUCUUAUCAAUUGGUCCAAUGUGACUAUGGAAUAUCAAGAUUCUAUGGUGAUUAUCAAUUCACUUCUUACUCUGAUUCUUGUCAAGCUAAAAUUAAUGUUUUAUCAUUUUGGAAUACUAACGCCAACUUACUUGAAAUUAUCAUAUCAUAUUUAAGUGGUGUUCUCUCCAUUGUAUUGGUUUUCGUUACUAUGUUCACCAUUUCAGCUAUUGGAAAGUGUUGUAGAAGAAAAAGAAAAGCAAUUCAAAAAUUAAAAAAGGAAAAAGAAGAAGAAGCUGCAGAAGCAGCAAAAUCACUUUUAUCAAUCAAUGAUUCUGCAUAG
Molecule: messenger RNA, 1863 nt
Organism: Dictyostelium discoideum AX4
Lineage: Eukaryota; Evosea; Eumycetozoa; Dictyosteliales; Dictyosteliaceae
Exons: 2
Coding region: 1-1863 (620 amino acids)
Source: RefSeq, a predicted model, not a curated record